AUGAAUCCCGCAGGCUUUCCCGUUGCUGGUGGUGCUGCGGGAAGUGCCAUGCCUCCGAACGACAAGCCAAAACUCGACAGUACCCAGAUGUUAUGGAAGCAUGUUGGACAGAUAAUACAGGCCCAAGGUCCGUUCACUGGAUGGCGUGAGUCAGUGCAGAUUCAGGAGCGUAUUAUGAAAGUUUGUCAAAUGUAUGUCAUUCUGACGUCUCCGAACGUUCCGGUUCAUGAUGGCACCCCCUACAAAAACAAAGACCUAACACCUUCCCCAAGGAUAUGUUCUCUACGCCUGAUUCCACGAAUCGAUGUGCCUUCUGCGAUCAACGGCGCCCUCAAAUUUGAAGAUAGAGCGUUUCGAGAAGCUAGCGAAAAGGUUUGUUAUUUCUUUGUCAAUCUACAUCUAUCGACCGAUUCGGCAACCAUCAAGUACUAA
Molecule: messenger RNA, 432 nt
Organism: Uncinocarpus reesii 1704
Lineage: Eukaryota; Fungi; Ascomycota; Eurotiomycetes; Onygenales; Onygenaceae
Exons: 1
Coding region: 1-432 (143 amino acids)
Source: RefSeq, a predicted model, not a curated record